Molecule: messenger RNA, 3835 nt
Organism: Folsomia candida
Lineage: Eukaryota; Metazoa; Arthropoda; Collembola; Entomobryomorpha; Isotomidae
Product: adhesive plaque matrix protein
Exons: 5
Coding region: 272-3646 (1124 amino acids)
Biological process (GO): positive regulation of transcription by RNA polymerase II
Cellular component (GO): RNA polymerase II transcription regulator complex; extracellular region
Molecular function (GO): chitin binding; transcription coactivator activity
Source: RefSeq, a predicted model, not a curated record
UAUUAGAAGUUAAGCCCCAAGUGAAAUUGAAGCCAUUCUCGAGUUAAUUCUUGCCUGAAACACAGUGUGCAUCUUGACAAAUAUUUUGAAUCUUCUCGCAUUACUGGAUUGAAACCCUGAGACGAGUUGAUCGAAGCUAAAGCUAAGAGAGUUGGCACGUUAAAGUGAGUGGUGUCUCGGUCAUAAAGGUUUCAUAAUUUGGUCAAGAUAAUAGAAAUUUGGGUGGAAAGUAAAGGACAUAAUCGUGUGAAGAACUGAGCAAGAGUUCCGAAUGGGACGUUCGGGAUCGAGAUUGGGUGUGGCCCUCGUCUUUGUUCUCGUGUUUUAUGAGCAUGGGAUUCAUUCAUCUCCCCUGACUCCCCGUCUCAGAAGACUGAGUUCCCUUCUGUUUCCCCAGUUCCAGUCGACCACUCCGGAUUGUGGGGUCCUGGGGGAUGGGUUCCACCCAAACGAGGCGGACUGUCACACUUUUUUCCUCUGCCGGAGGGGGAGAUCUUAUCCAUUCAGAUGUCCAUUUCCAUCCCAGUUUCAAAGAGGGGCUUGUGUCUGGACGGGCCGGUUGGGUUGCUCUGAGCCCACCACGACGACCACUCCUUCACCCGUGCCAUAUCCAAAUGCAGCACUGGACCGACUUAUCGAAGGGAUGGGGGACUUUGCUAACUUGAAACCAGGAACCACUCGUAAAACGGAGACUUAUGUGGACGCUGGGGGGAACAAAGUUGUGAAAACUACGACAACACACAAGGUUGUUCAUACCAUACCCACACGUUUUGAUGACGCCUCGACACAAACGGAUGAUGGUUUGGUGUUCUCCUCCUCUGGAAUGGACCAGCUAUCUCCCGAAAUGCAAAAUCAGAUUAAGGAACUCGUGAAGGAAAAGUUGAGAGAAAAGUUUGGCCAAAAAAAUGAUGUGGCCACCACCACUGAGACUUCACCUUACGCUGAACAGGAAGAGGAGGCUGACAAUUAUUAUCCGAGCGGAUAUGGCUCUCCGGCAACUCAAGCUCCGUCAAGCAACAAACAGGGGGACGAAAGUGGUGAGUACUACAAACCACGAGGUUCGGUCGAUGAUGCGUUAGUGGACGAUGGAAAAGUCAUUUAUCCUCAACCAAGUAGUGUGGGUGGUGAUACUUCCGGUGCGGUAGAGACCUCGCCCACAUAUUCGAUAAGUGCGGACACUUACCAACCUUCAACCACCAUGGCGUCAUUAUAUGUUCUUCAACCCACCGACUCACCAUACGUGGCGAAACCUACUGAGCCGUACUAUAUUGCAAUAACGGACAAAAAUUCUGCUCCUCUCAAGGAUGAAUCGUAUCAACAAAGCACUGAUGCGCCUUACACCGUUCCUCAAACAACAGAUUUGCCGUAUGCAAAAUAUCAGGGACCAGAAUCUUCUUAUUUAGCUCCUAGGGCUAUAGAUUCUGAAUCUCCAUAUGCCAAUUCCAAAGCGAUCGAUUCGCCUUACACCGCUCAGGAAGCGACAGAUUCGAACUACGCCACACCCAAAGACACAGAUUCGUCUUACUCCGCUCCCCAGGAAAUAGACUCGUCGUACACGGCACCCAAAGAGACAGAGUCGCCUUACACCGCGACAGGUUCUCCUUACGCCACAACAGAUCCGACUUACGCCGCCCCCCAGCAAGUAGAUUUGGCCUACGCUGCUCCUCAAGCAACAGAUUCGACUUACGCCACACCCCAAGUGACGGAUUCGACUUACGCCGCUCCCCAGGAAAUCGACUCGUCUUACGUCGCUCCCCAAGUGACCGAUUCGACUUACGCGGCUCCCGAGGAAAUCGACUCCUCGUAUACGGCACCCAAAGAGACAGAUUCGACUUACGCCUCACACCAAGCGACCGAUUCGAAUUACGCCGCUCCCCAGGAAAUAGACUCGUCUUACAGGGCACCCAAAGAGACAGAGUCGCCUUACGCCACGACAGAUUCGACAUACGCCGCUCCCCAAGAAAUCGACUCGUCGUACACCGCACCCAAAGAGACAGAUUCGACAUAUGGCGCUCCCCAAGAAAUCGACUCGUCGUACACCGCACCCAAAGAGACAGAUUCGACAUAUGGCGCUCCCCAAGAAAUCGACUCGUCGUACACCGCACCCAAAGAGACAGAUUCUCCUUACGCCACAACAGAUUCGAAUUACGCCGCUCCCCAAGAAAUCGACUCGUCGUACACGGCACCCAAAGAGAUAGAUUCGACUUACGCCGUUCCCCAAACAACAGCGACAUACGCCGCUACCCAAGAAAUCGACUCGUCCUACAGGGCACCCAAAGAGAUAGAGUCGCCUUACGCCACGACAGAUUCGACAUACGCCGCUCCUCAGGAAGUAGACUUGUCUUAUACGGUACCCAAAGAUGCAGAUUCGACAUACGCCGCUCCCCAAGAAAUCGACUCGUCGUACACCGCACCCAAAGAGACAGAUUCGACAUAUGCCGCUCCCCAAGAAAUCGACUCGUCGUACACCGCACCCAAAGAGACAGAUUCGACAUAUGCCGCUCCCCAAGAAAUCGACUCGUCGUACACGGCACUCAAAGAGACAGAUUCGACAUAUGCCGCUCCCCAAGAAAUCGACUCGUCGUACACCGCACCCAAAGAGACAGAUUCUCCUUACGCCACAACAGAUUCGAAUUACGCCGCUCCCCAGGAAAUAGACUCGACUUACAAGGCACCCGAAGAGACAGAGUCGCCUUACGCCACGACAGAUUCGACAUACGCCGCUCCCCAAGAAAUCGACUCGUCGUACACGGCACCCAAAGAGAUAGAUUCGACUUACGCCGCUCCCCAAGCAACAGAUUCGACUUACGCCGUUCCCCAAGCAACAGCGACAUACGCCGCUACCCAAGAAAUCGACUCGUCCUACAGGGCACCCAAAGAGAUAGAGUCGCCUUACGCCACGACAGAUUCGACAUACGCCGCUCCCCAGGAAGUAGACUUGUCUGAUACGGUACCCAAAGAGGCAGAUUCGACAUACGCCGCUCCCCAAGAAAUCGACUCGUCGUACACCGCACCCAAAGAGACAGAUUCUCCUUACGCCACAACAGAUUCGACUUACGCCGCCCCCCAGCAAGUAGAUUUGACUUACGCUGCUCCUCAAGAAACAGAUUCGACUUACGCCACACCCCAAGUGACUGAUUCAAAUUACGCCGCUCCCACGGAAAUCGACGCGUCGUACACGGUACCCAAAGAGACAGAGUCGCCUUACAAGGCAAACCAAGUGACAGCUUCGCCUUAUAUACAAUAUCAAGGAACAGAAUCUCCUUAUCUUGCUCCUCAUGCGGCAGAUAACCCUUAUUCUGCUGCUCCGUAUACGCCACAAGUCGAAACCAAAGAGGCGUCUUACGUUUUAUCAACCGAGUCGUCCACUGCCGUUCCCGAAUAUAUUUCUACGUCACCCUACGAGGCUCCUCAAACUACACCGGACUCUUAUGUACCAGAACCUACUCCACUUCCUGCCUAUGCCCCCGUUUCACCUUCCGACUCGUCUUACACAGCGGAGGCGACGCCGUCAUACAGCACCCCAGUGACCAAUGAACCAUAUAAUCCAGAAUCUCUCAAUCAAAAUCCAGCACAAGAAUCGUCUGCUUACCAGCAGAACGACGCUGAACCCCGCCCAGGAUACGACCCCCAAAUAACGGAAUAGCGGAAUAACCCUCAGGCGUACUUGACGCCAAAAAGACAAAAUUACCAGUAGACGCUCUAUAAACAAAUUACCACUUCUUAUUAAAUUCCCUCAUAAUAAAACUUCUACUUAACAAAUAAAUUGAACAAACUUGAAAAAACCACAUUUUUAUUAUUGUGCACUUGAAUGUAAUAAAUUUUUCUUCUGAAA